GUAAUAAUGCAUAUAUAAGACUCACAGAUACUUGUUGAUUUUAUCCGGCAAGUAUUCUUACAAAAGUUUCAUCAGGGAUAUGGAGCACAUAAGAGAGUCACCCCAAAUGCAAUCUCACUCUCUGGAAGGUUUCAUUCCCCUUCUUAGUCUUACUGAAGGAUGUGGCGUGCUUCUUGUGAUCUUGAUGAUUGUAUGGACAGGAUAUUAUAGAAAUGGUUUUUCAUGGAGAUCUAAUCUAAACCUCGAAUUUAACUGGCAUCCUUUAUUAAUGACUAUAGGAUUCGUAUUUUUAUAUUCCAAUGCCAUGCUUCUCUAUAGGAUGCAAAGAAAUGUUCGUAAGCGACGACUAAAGUUAACUCACGCAGGAAUUAUGUUAGUUAUCGUAUUAUUAGUGGUGAUUGCUUUAGUAGCCGUCUUUGACAGCCACAAUCUUGCACAGCCUCCUAUAUCGAAUAUGUAUUCCCUGCACAGUUGGGUUGGAUUGACCACUGUAAUAUUAUUCUGCUGUCAGUGGGUUGCUGGAUGUGUAUCCUUCCUUUACCCAGGAUUGCAAGCUCCAUUACGAGCUUCUUAUAUGCCGUUGCACGUAUUUUUUGGCAUUGCAGCCUUUGUGGGUGCAAUUGCUUCUUGCUUGUUAGGACUCAAUGAGAAAGCGUUCCUUACAUUACAUGAAAAAUAUUCAGCUUUAGUCAGCGAAGGAAUACUGAUAAACAUUAUAGGAUUGCUGCUCGUGUUGUUUGGAGGCUUAUCUGUAUACUUAGUAACGCAGGAACGUUAUCGGCGUUUGUCGAGAUCUGAAGAUGAAGUCUUGUUAUCCGGCUAAUAUACGAAUUAUGAUGAAUUGCCAGAUUUCUUCGAUAUAAGUAAUCGAAUGAUUACUAUUCCAAACUUAAUAAGUAUUUACUUAAUAAUAAGUAUUUACAAGUUUCUUAUGUGAGUCUUAUGUUAGCUUUAUAAAUAAGGUUGAUCUAAUUAAAGCACAUACACACAAAAAAAGAAAUAAUGGUGCAUUUAUGUCGGACAAAGCUGCUAGCCUAUUUACUGAGCGAUUGAACAAUUGAUUGGACAGUUGAAAAAAGUUCUCAAUGUUUUUAAGAAUAUACAAGAUCGGUCCAUGGUGUUCAACUAAACAGAUUUUCAUGAAAUCGCAUUUGAGGUUUUCACGGGUAUUUUCUUCAAUUAUACUAGAAGGUUUGCGAGUUGUCGCCGUCUUCAUUAUUGAUGCCAAUUAAUAAUAAAGAAAGAUACGGCGACAACCCGCAAACCUUCUAGUAUAAUUUUCA
Molecule: messenger RNA, 1283 nt
Organism: Cyphomyrmex costatus
Lineage: Eukaryota; Metazoa; Arthropoda; Insecta; Hymenoptera; Formicidae
Product: cytochrome b561
Exons: 5
Coding region: 80-823 (247 amino acids)
Molecular function (GO): oxidoreductase activity
Source: RefSeq, a predicted model, not a curated record